Messenger RNA from Sciurus carolinensis (gray squirrel), 1403 nucleotides. RefSeq names its product dCTP pyrophosphatase 1 (gene Dctpp1). Bases 65 to 577 code for a protein of 170 amino acids. The record is from RefSeq and is a predicted model, not a curated record. The transcript has 3 exons. Lineage: Eukaryota; Metazoa; Chordata; Mammalia; Rodentia; Sciuridae. Gene Ontology annotation, molecular function: nucleoside triphosphate diphosphatase activity. Gene Ontology annotation, biological process: nucleoside triphosphate catabolic process.
CCCAGGCGGGCUCCAAGCGUGGCGCGGAGUUCCGUGCGGUGCCGGCUGUAGCGGGUUACGCAGCAUGUCUAGUUCCGGAGGUGAUAUGCAGGGGGACGCUAGGGGAAAGGGUGCUGCUGCCGUCAGCACGUUCAGCUUCAGCCCGGAACCCACGCUGGAGGACAUCCGGCGUCUCCAUGCAGAGUUUGCUGCAGAGCGGGACUGGGACCAGUUCCACCAGCCUCGGAACCUCCUCCUGGCCUUGGUCGGGGAAGUUGGAGAGCUGGCAGAACUCUUUCAGUGGAAGUCUGACGCAGAACCUGGCCCCAAAGCCUGGCCCCUGAGGGAACGGGCAGCCCUUCAAGAGGAGCUUAGUGAUGUCCUCAUCUAUCUGGUGGCAUUAGCAGCCCGCUGCCAUGUGGAUCUGCCCCAAGCAGUGCUCUUGAAAAUGGAUACCAACCGACGACGUUACCCAGUUCAUCUGUCACGUGGCUCAGCCCGCAAGUAUACAGACUUGCCCCAUGGGGCCAUCUCUGAAGACCAGACCGUGGGGCCUGCAGACCUCACCCAUGAGUCCACAAGCCAGACCUCAACAUAGAAAUGUGGGAUCAGAACCUGCAACUCAGCUUGACUUCUGAAAAGCAGAGGGUGACCUGGCUACAGAACUUAUUCUGGUUCUUUCCUAAUAGUCAUGGGCCUGAGGGACCCAUUGCCCAGUUUUCGAGGCCCAAGAGCCUCCAGAAGAUAGCCUUUUGGUGUUUUCUCUCCCAAUAAAACAGUUUGAGCAACAACUUCUAGAUUUUUCUGAAGUGGCCAGGGAGGCUAUCAGCAGCACUGCAGAGGGGCACCAGGAGUGCCUGUGAGCCCAAUCCCCACAGUUCUCUACCUCCUAUCUGCAGGGCAGAGGUCCAGCUCCCAGCAAAUUCCCAGUGAAUUUCAUGCAAGUCUCUUCCCGCUUCUGGACCUGUAGAGGAGACGAGGCUGUACAGUGUUGGUUAACAGUUCAUGUUCAGAGACUUAUAGGCCAGAUGAUAUUCAUCAUUUUACUUCAUCUUUUACUUUCAUCUUCUGUAAAAUGAAAAAUAAUAGCCUGGCACAUAGUUUAAAUAACUGUUAAUGUGUAGUUCUCUUUUGCCUUUUCAACUCAAAGCUUUCAGGGAUUCUGAGCAUGAAAUCAGAGACACAAGAGGGCCAAGUCUCUGAUGUAGAACAGGAGGGAGCUUCCUCUUCUUUCAGUCUCCUUCUUAAAAUUGAAGACCAGGUAUCAAUUAGGUCAAUUUCUUGUUGUUCUUUUCCAAGUAAAUGACAUUGUUAAGUAUGUAUGAUUUAUCCAUUGUGUAACCUUGGGCACAUCACUUUCCUUUGUGCUUCCUAUGGCCUACUUCCCUCACAGAGCAGGGUAAUACAAAGAAAAGGACCUUUAA